This is a messenger RNA of Nerophis lumbriciformis (worm pipefish), 1002 nucleotides long. Lineage: Eukaryota; Metazoa; Chordata; Actinopteri; Syngnathiformes; Syngnathidae. The record is from RefSeq and is a predicted model, not a curated record.
AUGUGGAUCUGCAUGGUUUACAACGAGACGGAAACCAGCGUGGACUUCCGCCUGUGCCAGGACUUUGGCCUCAUCCUGUCCGUGCUGUCCCUGGUCUACCUGCUGGUGUGCUUUCCAUUGGGUCUCUGCUACAAUGUGCUGCUUGUGGUCGUCAACCUCUCCAACAAGGUAUCCAUGACUAUGCCCGACGUCUACUUCGUCAACAUGGCCAUCGCGGGCCUGGUGCUCAACGCGGUGGCACCCAUCGAGCUGCUGAGCUCCACUUUUACCCGCUGGCACGCAUGGGAAUACACAAACGAGGUCUACAUCACACUGCUUAUCCUCUUCAACAUUUCCUCGCUGGUCAUCAUGUACUCCACCACGCUGCUCAGUCUGGACUACUACAUCGAGCGCGCCCUUCCGCGCACCUACAUGUCCAGCGUAUACAAUACCAAGCACGUAUGUGGCUUCAUCUGGGGCGGCGCCGUGCUCACGAGCUUCUCCUCGUUGCUCUUCUACGUUUGCAACCAUAUCUCCACCAAGAUGGUGGAGUGUUCCAAGAUGCAGAACAAGGAGGCGGCUGACGCCAUCAUGAUGUUCAUCGGUUACGUGGUGCCUGCCGUGGCAGUACUGUAUGCCUUCGCUCUUAUCCUGCGCAUCCGGAAGGAGUCCACGCCGCUGGACCAGGACUCGGCCCGCUUGGACCCGUCCAUCCACCGCCUGCUGCUAGCCUCCGUGUGCGUGCAGUUUGUGCUUUGGAGUCCCUACUACGUGACGCUCCUUGUCCACACGGUGGCUGGGGCGCCAGCGUACGUAGGCGGCUCGCGCUAUCUGCCCACCUACUACUUCCUGCGUUGCGUGUCCAAACUGAUGGCGUUCUCCAGCAGCUUUGCCAUGCCGCUUAUGUACCGCCAAAUGAACAAGAACUUCUCCAACAAGCUACGGCGGCUCCUGGCCAGGCUACGCUGCCGGGACCAGUCCUGCCCCCAUGAACGCUCCACAGUGCAGCAAGUGGUCACGUGA